Dracunculus medinensis (Guinea worm) is the source of this 202-nucleotide messenger RNA. The record is from the annotation of a GenBank genome assembly. NCBI's taxonomy places the organism in Eukaryota, Metazoa, Nematoda, Chromadorea, Rhabditida, Dracunculidae.
AAUUUAUUUCUCAAUUCGUUUUUCAGUUACUCAACGUAUGCUGCAUUUGGAACGGGCGCGUUCCUUUCUGCUAUAUAUUUUUGUGAAUGGAGAUAUAUCGGUGAACACAUUCCGAUUUGGAAGAAUCACUAUGCCCCACGAGAAUUUGUUGAAGAAUAGUUUAGUAGGUCGAUUUGGAUUGAACGUUGUGGCACUGAUUUAA